Molecule: messenger RNA, 1539 nt
Organism: Chiloscyllium plagiosum (whitespotted bambooshark)
Lineage: Eukaryota; Metazoa; Chordata; Chondrichthyes; Orectolobiformes; Hemiscylliidae
Source: RefSeq, a predicted model, not a curated record
GGAAUCCGCCCUGUGGAGAAACCAUGGAAGUACGGUGACUGCGGGAAAGGCUUCUGUGUCCCAUCUGCCCUGGAGACUCAUUGGCAGAGUCACACCAGAGAGAGACCCUUUAGCUGCCCUGAGUGUGGGAAGGGCUUUCCCCAGGCCUCUGCCCUGCGGACUCACCAGCGGGUCCACACAGGGGAGAGGCGGUUCCCGUGUCCCGAGUGCGGGAAAGCCUUCAGCAAUUCCUUCAACCUCCAGACUCACAGGCGACUCCACACUGGCGAGAGGCCGUUUUCUUGCUCCGAGUGCAAGAAGGCGUUCAGACAUUCCUCUGACCUCCUGACCCACUGGCGGGUCCACACAGGGGAGAGGCCCUACAGCUGCCCCGAGUGUGGGAAGGCCUUCAGCAAUUCCUCCCACCUGCUGACUCACCAGCGGGUCCACACAGGGGAGAGGCCGUUCACCUGCCCCAAGUGUGGGAAGGGAUUUAGUCAGGUGAGCAACUUGUGGAAGCACCAGCGUCUCCACACUGGGGAGAAGCCCUUCAGCUGCCCCGAGUGCAGGAAGGCCUUCAGCAGUUCCACCACUCUGCUGACCCACCAGCGGAUCCAUAUGGGGGAGAGAUCAUUCCCUGCACCGAGUGUGGGAAGACCUUCAGCAAUUCCUCAAUCCUGCUGAGACACCAGAGGAUUCACACAGGGGAGUGGCCCUUCAGCUGCCCUGAGUGCAGGAAGGGGUUCAGCGAUUCCUCCAAACUCCAGACCCAUCAGCGGAUCCACACUGGGGAGAAGCCCUUCGGCUGCACAGAGUGUGGGAAGGCCUUGACCCGCUCCUCCCACCUGCGGAGGCACCAAGGAGUUCAUGUGCCAUCGCAGGAUGAUUGAAGGAGCAACAACCGAGUGCCAUUAGGGACUGGACUAUCAACCCAGUUCCGGGGACUCCUGAGUUUGAAUCCAGCCGCAGCAGAUCACAGAAUUGGAAUUCGGUCAGACAUCUUGAGUUCAGAAUCUGAUGAAGAAACCGUUUUUGGUGUGGGGGGCCCAUCUGAUUCACGCAUGCUCUUUUUAGGGAAGGAAACUGCCACUGUGGGAAAGGAUUCAUUCAGUCAUCCAGCUGCAUCCUUUAACUAGUCCAGCCUACACAUGACUCCAGAGCCACAGCUGUGUGGUUAACACUAGACUGCCCAGCACCUCCCCUCCCACUCAGCCCCUGGCAGCUAAGCGGGGAGAAACUUACUAGGAGACGGCGUAUGGGUUGAAAUUGCUGAGUGAGGCAAAACUUCCCCCAGGUUACGGCUGUACCAAGGAUCCAAUUACAAAAGGACAACUCGGUGAUGACUAAUAGUAAAGAAAGUGAGGUGGGAUGGGUGGAGGGGUGGGGAGUGAGGAUUAUGCGCAGUUUGACCUUGAGCUGUUUAAAAAGCAGCUACUUUUUCUACACCUUUUUGCUGGGAGAUCUGAAGCUUUAACAAAGUUGGGUCACAAUAAAGAUUGCCUGAACUUACCGUGGGCUCAGACUCUCAUUGAAAGCUUUGAGCUCCAAGAGGUUUUUUGU